UAAUUGGGGUACAUGAUAAUAUCAAUAAUUGAGAGGAAAUUUUAACGGUUUGCCUUCUUUCUCCAUUACCGUUCCUUGGUUUAUCUGAACUGAUUUGAGUUUGAGUAAUCAAAACUUGAAUGAAGAUGGCUUCUUCCACUGACCAAACCACCGAAGCUUCGUCUUGAGCAAAUGGAGGCACGCCGCCGACUCGCCGUAAUCUCCUCACAUAUAUGUCAACCCGGGUCGGGUUGUAAUCAGACCCGACUCGAACCUGUUUCUGCUUCAGGUUCCAGUUCCGGUUCUGAUGGUGAUCAAGGGAAGUCUACCAAUGGAGCAUGCGUCUUUUGUAGGAUUAUACGCGGCGAAUCACCGGCUUUUAAGAUUUAUGAAGAUGAUGCGUGCUUGUGUAUAUUGGAUUCGAAUCCGCUGAGUCGUGGGCAUUCUCUUAUCAUCCCAAAGUUUCAUUUUUCUUCAUUGGACACCACUCCUCCAUCAGUGAUUGCUGCGAUGUGUUCCAAAGUUCCUUUAAUAAGCUCCGCAAUAGUUAAAGCUACUGGUUCUGAUUCAUUCAACUUGUUAGUUAAUAACGGUGCUGCUGCGGGCCAAGUUAUAUUUCACACACAUAUUCAUAUAAUUCCUCGCAAGGCACAUGAUUGCCUAUGGGCUUCCGAGAGUUUGCGGAGGCAAUCCCUGAAAUUAGACCAAGAAGCUUCUAGACUAGCAGAUCUUGUUCGAGAGCAGCUGUCAUCGUCAUCCUCAUCGUUGUCCGGCAACUGUGAAGUUAGUGAAGGAGAGGGUUCUAACCUCAGCAGAAACUAGUGUGUCUUUCAUCUCAUGUUUUUUGUAAUCUUAAUUAGUGUAAAACUUUUGUACCAUGUCAAUAUUCAGCAUAUUCUUUCACUUGCACAAAAAACUAUUUUGUAUUAUAUUCUUCUAUGGGAGUUACCAAGAAAGAGUAGUUCCACUUUUUCUUUA
This is a messenger RNA of Humulus lupulus (European hop), 957 nucleotides long. RefSeq names its product adenylylsulfatase HINT3. Bases 172 to 801 code for a protein of 209 amino acids. The record is from RefSeq and is a predicted model, not a curated record. NCBI's taxonomy places the organism in Eukaryota, Viridiplantae, Streptophyta, Magnoliopsida, Rosales, Cannabaceae. Gene Ontology annotation, molecular function: adenylylsulfatase activity. Gene Ontology annotation, biological process: sulfur compound metabolic process; purine ribonucleotide metabolic process. The transcript has 7 exons.